UAAUAUGCCAAGUUCGCCGGACAGUAGCUCUGACAGUUCAACAUUCACCUCAUCAUACGUGCGACCGGCCGAAUUUAGCAGCUGAGAAUCGUUCGCCCGACGUGGUGAUUGUCUCAACGCAGCCAAUAUGCUCUGUUCUUCUUUCAAUUGGCCGAUUCGGAGUGUGCUCUCAAGCUGGAACAGCUGCCCGACGGUGCACGUAAUCUUUUGCAAUUAGUACCACCCGAUGUACUUACGGUAAUGCGACUAGACUGGGUUUUCGAGGUAUACGAAAGCGAGGAGACCACGCCAAAUCCACCAUGCGAAGAGCUCAAUACAUCCGCUGAAAGUCUCUUUUUCGCUGGAGUCCUAGCCAAGUUUUUUGUAUAUUUAGAGGUAUCGUACACGCUCCUGGUGCCAGCACUGGAUCCAAUGUCAGAGAGGGCGUACGACUUUCAGUACAACUUUAUAAAGAACGAGGAGGCUGUCGUUGUUCUGGAUAUGUUAACGGAGGGCAAAUUUUGUAUGAUGAAUAUCGACGAAUCGACGAAAAGAUCAGCGUAUCACGAUAUUAAAGCUUUGCAAAUUGUUACUAACGAUUGUUGGUAACUUGAUGGCAUGUGUAAUCGACGACGCUAAACAGCCAGUUUACCAGCCGUGCACGUGUACUUUCAUUUCAUCGCCAGCUUUUUAUUUGAGAAAGAAUUUAAAAAA
Messenger RNA from Venturia canescens, 693 nucleotides. Its product is annotated as probable ubiquitin carboxyl-terminal hydrolase FAF-X. Bases 241 to 588 code for a protein of 115 amino acids. The record is from RefSeq and is a predicted model, not a curated record. The transcript is spliced from 3 exons. Lineage: Eukaryota; Metazoa; Arthropoda; Insecta; Hymenoptera; Ichneumonidae.